UUGCAGUUGACCACAGAGUAUCUCAGACUGCUGAGACCCGCGGGUCGCAUCAGUUCUUCAAAUCCUGGACCCAUCCACCAUGGCCGCCUUGAUCGCUCCACUGGGUUUCACGAAACCGCUGUGAUGAUCCGCGAGGAGAUGGUGGAGGGCCUGGGUGGCCUGGUGGGCCAUGAGCAACUGCUCAGCCUUCAACAGCAACAGCAUUCGUUGAUGCUGGAGCAAAAGGAGGCAGAGAUUGCUCACUUGAAGGCCCGCUUGGUGGCUUCAGAGAAGCAGCUGCCCCCACAAGAAGGUCUGCAGGCAGCUCUGGAAACGAAGGAUGAAGAAUGCGCGUUGAUGAUGGCGGCCAAGCACAAGGAAUUGGAGUUCCUCGCCAGCUUGCUACAAAUGCGUGAGCAACAGAUUGAGGAGCUGCAACAAGUGCCCCAAAGCAGGUCACUGGGCAGCAACUCUCCAUAUUAUCAAGGAAGCCAGCUGGAGGAGGCCCAGCUCAACCAGCAGGUGCUCCGUGAGCUUCAACGUUUGCGCUUGCGCAUGGAGGACUUGGAGGCUUUGGUCACCGAGCAACAGGACCGGUGCAGCACCUUGGCUGAGCAGUUGCAGCGCAAAGCCGAACAUGUGGAGGUCUUGGAACAAGAGAUCCGCUCCCUGCGAGCUGAUGCUUGGGGCGAGGCGCCACUGGAGGAAGCUCGACAUGGGUUGAAUGACCCGAUGAAUGGAGACAGAGAGACGCCGAGUCGGAUGGAGAUCUUCCCGAGCCCUUCGAACCCUUCACCCGCUUCCCAGGCGGAGUCUUAUUGCGCGGCCGUCCGACGGGAACAUGAGCUGGAAGGUGCCCAGAGCACGGGAAGACAGUCCCAGGAGCUACUUCGUGAGAUGCGGAGGCUCAGACAACAGAUGAACGAACUCGAGAAAGUCGCCGCUGGCCGUGAACAUCCGGAAACCUCGUUUGGUGAGGGGGUCCUAUCACCUCAAAACGCAGAGCCACAAGCUAUCAAUCCAGCUCCCACGUCCUUGAAGCGACUCCCUAAGACGUCUCUGUCAGAGGAUCCUUUGUCAGGCUGGGAGUAUCGCGCCAAGCCGGAUGAUCCUGUGGAUGCAGCGGUCGCCGAGCUUGUGAACAGUCGAUAUCGUGCCUGGCGAGCUCUUCUGUGUCGCUUGGAGCAGGGUGUCUACCUUUGUGGCACUCGAAGGGUUCGGAUACGUGUAGACGAAGCACGAAGACGCCUGGAGGCGUCUGAGGAUGGACUGGCAUGGUCGGACUUGACACAGAUCAUGACAGGCCUCACCAGCGGGCUGUGAGGCAUAUUGUCGCAGCAUGUGGGAUGUGGAUAGGGAGUUGAACUGCCAGGUUGUUUGGGUAGCGUUUCCUUGUUGAAGACUGAAGUAAGUGGAGGAGAUAUUCGUACUAUGACUCCGGAAUAUUCUGGUGCAACACAGCUCCACUCACCUCCCAACAGGCUUCCGCGAAGCAUGGAGCUUUCAACUUCCAUCCAUUCCACUUAGAUCUGCGGCUCCGUACCAUAGUUUGGCUUGAAGUUUCACCUCUACAAUGCGAUAAUGUCAUGCUGCUGUCGAUGGCUUGCCUGAGAGGUUCGUGCUGCUGAUGGGCAAUGCCUUGCACCACCAAAUAUGAGUGUCGGAGAAAAUUCAAGAAGGGCGCCAAUUGCAUCCAAUUGCC
Molecule: messenger RNA, 1681 nt
Organism: Durusdinium trenchii
Lineage: Eukaryota; Dinophyceae; Suessiales; Symbiodiniaceae
Source: the annotation of a GenBank genome assembly